AUGCUCUCCCGCUCUUUUUAUGUAUGUUACAGUGCUAGUAAAAGAAGCUUUGUAAACCUUGUCAAGUUUAUCCAUAGCGAAUCUUCUUAUCCUCUGAUCCAAAACAACGAGUACAACAACAUAUCGUCAUCUAUUGCAAAAAAGGUUGGAGUCAACAUUUACAAGCAAGAGCUUAACCCCAUUUGCAUUUUAAAGAAAACAAUUCUCUCUUAUUUCUUAAAUAAGUACGACCACGAGUUUUCCGUUUAUGAAGAUUUUUCGCCGAUUGUGACCACGAAACAAGCUUUUGAUGAUAUUUUGAUUCCAAAAGAUCAUGUCUCGCGUAGAAAGAGUGACUCAUACUAUGUUGACGCAACACAUGUUCUUAGACCCCAUACAAGUGCUCACCAGGUCGAAGUGCUGCAGCAGAAUGUGAACUCAUUUAUUGUGGUCGGAGAUGUUUACCGGAGAGAUGAGGUAAACAAAACCCACUCCCCUGCAUUCACUCAAAUGGAGAUUGUUCGGGUUUUAGAGCGAAAUUCCUCAAGUGAUGUUAUUAUUAACGAUAUGAAGGGUGUUGUAGAAGGAUUGAUCAAGUACCUUCUGGGAAAUGUUGAGCAUCGCUGGGUGGACGCGUACUUCCCCUUCACUAACCCCUCUCUAGAGGUCGAGGUGAUGUACAACCAGAAGUGGAUGGAGUUGCUUGGCAGUGGAGUGAUCGAAAACCAAGUCAUGGCGAAUGCGGGUCGUCCUAAAGACUGCGGAUGGGCGCUCGGAAUCGGACUGGAGCGACUCGCAAUGAGUCUGUUCCAGAUCCCGGACAUUCGCUUGUUCUGGUCCACCGAUCCGCGCUUUCUGAAUCAGUUCAAGAGCGUGAAGGACGGACUGAAGCCGGGCGAAGCGAUCCCGGUUUUCCAGCCGCUCAGCAAAUAUCCUGCGUGCUACAAGGACAUUUCGUUCUAUCUGCCCGCGAACAUGACGCCGGAGCAGUUCGCGUAUAACGAUAUGUACGAGAUUGUGCGCGAUGAAAGCAAUGAGUUGGUGGAGUCGAUCGAUCUGAUUGAUUCGUUCUUUAACAAGAAGACGCAGAAGCAGAGUUUGUGCUAUCGAAUUAGCUAUCGAAGCCACACGCGCAAUCUGCUGAAUUCGGAGAUCGAUCAGAUCCAGAUGCAAAUCCGAGCGAGUCUGGCUUCUAAGCUGCACGUGGAACUUCGAUUCUGUGUUUGUUAG
Messenger RNA from Blastocystis hominis, 1209 nucleotides. Its product is annotated as Phenylalanyl-tRNA synthetase. The record is from RefSeq and is a predicted model, not a curated record. The transcript has 8 exons. Gene Ontology annotation, molecular function: ATP binding; tRNA binding; phenylalanine-tRNA ligase activity. Lineage: Eukaryota; Bigyra; Opalinata; Blastocystidae. Gene Ontology annotation, cellular component: cytoplasm; mitochondrion. The coding region runs from base 1 to 1209 and encodes 402 amino acids. Gene Ontology annotation, biological process: phenylalanyl-tRNA aminoacylation.